AUGGUACCUUUCGAAGACGACACAGCAACUCUUCCAAAGGGUUGCGCAGUAUGUGGUAAAACAGAGACUCUGCUUCGUUGCUCAGCAUGUAAAGUGCUCACAUACUGCGGUCGCGACCACCAGACCCAACAUCGGUCAGCACAUAAAUCUGCCUGUAAUGCUGUCAAGAAAGCCCGCCAAGUAUCAGACCAGGCUAAACAAGACUUGAUCAACAACCCAACUUUCCUGAACGACAAUCCAUUUGUGCACCACGUUGGCAAUUUCUCCAGACUCCCUGAAACUCGCCCUUAUGUGAUGUCCAUUUCAAGGCUGAUACGUGCAAUUCAACUAAUUCAGCAUGCGGAUUCGAUGCAAGCUGAGCUCGAUUGCCUCAUGGACAUGCUACGUCUCGGCCCGGAUAUUGACACGGGCCUCCGCGAGUCCAUUCCAACCGUCAUGAUACGACUCAAUAAGGACCAGGAAUGUUACGAUUUUCUCAAAUGGUGGGAAACCAGAGCAAACGACGACAAUGCGAAAUUCCUUGAUAUCAAAAACGCAGACAUACUCGAAUCGGUUGACUUUGUCAGGUCAAAGCGCCACGGUGAACUACCAAUGACUCUUUCCUUGAUGCUGUUGAAAAUCAAGUUCUUGAUCGAUUUGCUCAAACUCCAAGAGAUUGAGGGCAAGAUCACGGAGAUGAAAGCCGAAAUUCAAAGUGGUGCACUCGAGGGCCCUGCUCCUCAGCUGAUGGAAAUAUUCCUUGCCGAUUUUCGGGGUAGAGGGCUUGCCAGCCCUGCGAUCCGUGCACGGGCAGACCUUCUAGAUGGUCAAGAUCUUUCGCCCAAGAUCAACACAUUGAAGCAACAGAUCGACAAGCUGUAUGAUGUGAUUAACAAUCACAACAAGCAUGUGUGGCCCACGAUGAAGUAUCCUGAUAAAGUCCUUGCGCAAACCCCCCAUCCAAUCAAUGUCUUCGCCAUGGGAAGUGAGGAGGAGAUGAAAAUUGCGCUGCAUCAGACUUGGCCUGCAUGGGCCGAAAUACCCGGAUCCUUAGAAUUCAUUAUAUUCAAAAUUGAUGGUAUCAGUCAUCUGCUUUAA
This is a messenger RNA of Penicillium verhagenii, 1077 nucleotides long. RefSeq names its product zinc finger MYND domain-containing protein. The record is from RefSeq and is a predicted model, not a curated record. The coding region runs from base 1 to 1077 and encodes 358 amino acids. The transcript has a single exon. NCBI's taxonomy places the organism in Eukaryota, Fungi, Ascomycota, Eurotiomycetes, Eurotiales, Aspergillaceae.